Molecule: messenger RNA, 698 nt
Organism: Nicotiana attenuata
Lineage: Eukaryota; Viridiplantae; Streptophyta; Magnoliopsida; Solanales; Solanaceae
Exons: 3
Coding region: 95-466 (123 amino acids)
Source: RefSeq, a predicted model, not a curated record
UUUAAACCAGAGCUCCAAAGUCCUAAAACCCUAGAAAGAGUCGAAAGGGAAUACCAAAUUGGUCAACAUUUAUACAAACCCAAUUUCUCUAUUUAUGGAGGGGUUGAAGGGUGUUUUUCGCAGAUCGUUGUCACAUGAUGGAGAUAGCAACUUAAGCUCAAUUUCUGCUGUUCUUGAAAAGUCGAGCUCAAAAUCAUCUGGGGCUGGUUCCGUUUCGGCAGCUGACCAGUCUCAGCUCUUGCUUGCUCGGCCUCCUAGAACUCGUCAACAAGACGUUGUGUCUCAUAACAAUUAUCAGAUCCACUCUGAAACGGGCGCAAAUAGAGAAAGACAAGUGGUAUCAUUGUGGACUUGCUCAAAAAUCUGUGCCAUUUGUUUUGUUGCUGGAGUAUUUGUUGGCUAUACACUGAAGCGUAGGGUGCGGCGAUGGGCUUCCAAACUUCUCAGGAGAUUGAAGGAUGAAUAACUUUCUGAGAUGUAGAGUUUAUGAUUUUUCUUUUUUGGUAGGUAGGUUGUGAUUCUAUUAUCAAUUACGCAUGACAAAUGUCCAAGUGUGAUGAUACUAAUUUUCUCUGUGUUGUAGAGAAAUUUUGUUUGAAUGUAUCAUGGAAUAUUUGAUAUAAGAAGAGUACAUUGGCUUUCUAAGAUAAUACAAAUUACUUGAGUUCUUCAUGGAAGUUCAGAAAGUUAUGAUGCUG